This is a messenger RNA of Aegilops tauschii subsp. strangulata, 1276 nucleotides long. RefSeq lists its product as uncharacterized. The record is from RefSeq and is a predicted model, not a curated record. Lineage: Eukaryota; Viridiplantae; Streptophyta; Magnoliopsida; Poales; Poaceae.
GGUACCGUAGUAGCUCCCUCCUCAGUUGUCAUUCUCUUUCAACAAAUGCGAUGGGUAUACCACGAUGAUCCACUCGUGCUGUUAUUAAUCUACUUUAUCCUAAUGUUUAUGUUUGUAGAAUGUCCUUGUCAAAUCACACAUACAGAGUAAUUAAACUACCAGGUGCCAGUGAAUUGAUGGGAUACCCCAAUAACCAGCAUCUCGGGAGAUCGUUGAGAGGGGUGUAUUAUGCAAUACUUGAUGACCGAAAUCGACUUCAGGUUUGGUAUCUCAGUGAAUCAUGCGGUCGAAUAGAAUGGAUAUUAAAACAUGAUACAUGUCUUAAGACCUUUGAACAUGAUGACUAUGCUCAACAAGUGGGCAGACAAUGGAUCUUACAAGAUGUUAACUACCGUAAGUGGUGCUCUGAAGAUCCCGAGAAUCACAAAGCGACCAUGGAAGAGAAAUAUGAUUGGAACUCUGAUGAGGAUAACGUUAUUGACACUGAAAACGUCGUUGAAGAGGCUGAAGACGUCGAUGAAGAUUAUUUCCUCCUUGGGUUUCAUCCUUACAAGGAGGUUGUCUUCUUGAUUUCAUCUGCAAUAACAACCAGAGGACUGGCCUAUGACUGGAGUAUCUCAAAAUUUCAGGACCUGGGCAGUUCAAGGCCAUGGAUGGGAGCAGUUUACGAUGAACCACCAUAUGGAAAGACAGACGCAUCUUUCCCGUACACGCCUUGCUGGAUGGGCGAGUUUCCUGGAAAUGAAUUAGAAUCUCUAUUUGAAGACGAGAAGCUAUAUAGGGAAAAGUUGGAACAAGAAGCUCAACUUAAGGACGAAUCCAACUGUACCUACAUGGGCGAGUAUGAGCUGCGCAAGCACUGCGGGCGCGCCAAGAGGGUGAAGGACUCUGCCGCCAAGGUUCGUCGCAAACGCCACAUCGCGGCUCGGCAGGAACCCACGGUCACCAUCAUGAACUGCAAGGCGAUUCUCACCGGGGAAACAAAGUUCAACCUUGGCAAGGCCACCAUAUAGCUAGUCACUGCCAUCGUUGGAUCCUACCUACUUGAUUAGUUUCCUGGAAACAAAGAUGAGUAGGUACUUGCAAAUCAGAUGCCCUAAUCGUUCGCCAGGUUCAUUUAUUAUGCCUUACUUAUCUAUUUAUGCUCAGCGUCGGAGCCUUGUCUUGGUACUCUGCACAAUUCGGUUUGCCUUAUAGACUAUGUGACUUUGUUAUUCCCGUCUAUGUGACUUUAUCAUUCCCAAUUUUUUAUUUUUUUUGAAACAAGGCAAAGAAA